Tachysurus fulvidraco (yellow catfish) is the source of this 957-nucleotide messenger RNA. RefSeq names its product olfactory receptor 52K1 (gene or60a1). The transcript has a single exon. Gene Ontology annotation, biological process: G protein-coupled receptor signaling pathway. NCBI's taxonomy places the organism in Eukaryota, Metazoa, Chordata, Actinopteri, Siluriformes, Bagridae. Gene Ontology annotation, molecular function: G protein-coupled receptor activity; olfactory receptor activity. The coding region runs from base 1 to 957 and encodes 318 amino acids. Gene Ontology annotation, cellular component: membrane. The record is from RefSeq and is a predicted model, not a curated record.
AUGCUCAAUUUGAACAUAACUUUAUUGUUUUUGGCUUAUGGACCUACUGGGCCUCUUACCUAUGCAGUUUUCUUUGUCAGUUUGUUGACAUAUCUUACGACACUUUUUGCUAAUUUAUUGUUGAUGCUGGUGAUCUACCUUGACACAAGUCUUCACAAACCUAUGUACAUAUUUUUGUUCAAUCUGGCAUUGAAUGGACUUAUUGGAAGCUCAGCAGUCCUGCCUACCAUCAUGAACAACCUUCUUGAUAAUAUGAAAGUAAUUUUCUUUGACAGCUGUUUGUUUCAAGUGUUCUGUGUCAAUAUUUAUGGAGCAUGUGCAUAUUUAAUAUUAAUGCUUAUGGCAUAUGAUAGGUAUGUUGCUAUUUGUAAACCACUGCAGUAUCACACCAUAAUGACAGCAACCAAAGUUAGGUUGCUUUUAGGCUUAGUCUAUAUUUUUCCAAUUUGCUUUGUAGGUACACAAGUAUACCUUACUUCAAAGAUGCCUUUGUGUAGGUACACUAUAAGCAAGCUGUUUUGUGAUAACUUGGCAGUUGUCAGCCUCUCCUGUGUCAAGAAUGUAUUUGGGGACCUGUUUGGCUUGGCUUUGGUAGUUAUGUUUGUUGUUUUUCCUUUGUUAUUUGUGAUAAUAUCAUAUGUAAAAAUAUUACUUGUUAGUAUGAAAGCAUCAGCAAAUGCCAAAAAGAAGGCUUUAAAAACCUGCCUCCCACAUUUAAUCACAUUUAUUAAUUUCUCAUCAGCCACUCUUUUUUCUGUAAUAUAUAAUCGAUUAAAUGAUUAUCUUCAAAAAGAGCUUAAUGUUUUUAUAUCUGUACAUUUUAUUCUGAUUCCACCACUCCUGCAUCCAAUUAUAUAUGGAAUCAAAACUGAAAAGAUUAGUCAAAGUUUCAUAAAACUUAUGCAUAAAAGGGUUUUUGCACUUGAUAUACAUUUUCAAUCCGUAAAGACCAUUUAA